AGUUGCUUAAAUGAGCAGAGAUGCUGAAUCUUUUCGAAACAUAUAUAUUUUUAAUCAAAAGACUUUUGUAUUUGUAUUUAUUUCUGAGUGAUGCGUUUGGUUCUUAUCGUUAACUUUGUGUUAUUCCAAAGAAUAUGCGCAUAUUUUUAAUCGUAUCAUAGGUUUAUAAUCGUGAGCUAAAAACCGUUUCCUCGAGAGAUGAUAACGAGUGUUGAGUAUGACGCAGUUGUCAGAGAUCUAUUCGAAAACCGUGGAAGAUAUUUUUAAAACAUGCGCAUACAUCAUAGUGUCGAUUGAAGUAUCAUCCGAGUGUAUGAAUCGCAAUGGCAGUUAUCACCGUUAAAAUAAUAAAAAAAGGAACGUGCAUAAUAUAUAUAUACAUAUCUUCGCUCAUUCGAUUCAGUGUCAGUCACGCGGAUGCGCACGGAGUAUCCUCGUAAGUGUCUCAUAAGUGAAUUGAAUAUUCAUAUACGGAAAUUAUUUGACAGAAUUGUAAAUGAAAUGUCAAAUUCAUCAAUAGUUUUACAGGAAGUGUGCAUUACUAAUGAUAAUGCAUGUACAUGUAUUGCAGCCGUUACACAUAGUAAUUUAAUAAGUUAUUGCUAUCAUUAUGUCAUUCGUAUCAUCCUUGAUCGGAAUGUGCGCGCGACGAGCAAAUAAACAGUUGUUAACGCACCAAGUUCCGAUCGUUAAACAAUUAGUGCGAAAUUUAGAAGUGCAUGAGCACAUUGCGUAUACUUUAUUGAAAGAAGCCGGCAUUCCUACUCCACCUUUCUGGGUGGCGAAAACACCCGACGAAGCCGCUAAUUUGGCUAAGAAUCUGAAGACGAAGGAUCUCGUAUUGAAAGCGCAAGUUCUGGCUGGAGGUAGAGCAAAGGGACACUUUAAGGAUAGCAAUGUCAGCGGCGUCAUAAUGUGUGAUACAGCCGAGGAAGUGAAGGAAUUGGCGAACAGUAUGAUCGGUAAGGUGCUCGUGACCAAACAAACCGGUCCGGCUGGAAAGAUUUGUAAUUCGGUGAUGGUGACAGCACGCAUGUUUCCGCGUAAAGAGUAUUACAUGGCGGUGAUGUUGGAACGUGCCUUCGACGGACCUGUGAUAAUCGUUUCCAAGCAAGGCGGGGUAAAUAUCGAGGAUGUUGCCGCUGCAAAUCCCGAAGCUGUGGUGUGUAUACCGAUCAAUGUAAGCAAAGGUUUAACGACCGCGCAGGCGAACAGCGUUGCCGAUAAACUGGGACUCACGGGACACAGCAAGGAGAUCGCGUCGCUCGUCGCAAGUAAUCUCUACGACUUAUUCAUUGAGAAGGAUGCGCUGCUGCUCGAAAUUAAUCCGUUCGCGGAAGACAUUUGUGGCGAAUAUUACGCUCUGGAUUGCAAAUGUAAAUUCGAUGACAGCGCCCAUUUCCGACAAAAGGAAUUGUUCGCGCUCAAGGACACGACCCAGAUGGACCCGAAGGAAGUCGAGGCAGAAAAGUACGAUUUGAACUACAUAACUCUCGAAGGGAAUAUCGGUUGCAUGGUAAAUGGUGCUGGUCUAGCAAUGGCCACCAUGGACAUCAUAAAGCUUUAUGGCGGUAUACCGGCAAAUUUUUUGGACGUCGGCGGUACUGCCACAGUCGAGACCGUGAGAGAAGGUGCAAGCUAUUUUGGUGAAUAUCUUUGGCGGCAUAAUGAGAUGCGACAUAAUCGCUCAAGGGAUCAUAGAUGCUUUUAAGGAAUUAGAUUUGAAGGCUCUACGUCAUGCGUGCGCGUGGGAAACGUCAAGUUGGGUGGGGGCCACGAGGGCGAAGCUCGCGCCUGGCAGUCCACGGCCGUCGCUCAGGCAAAGAUGGCUACCAUGUUGUCGCGGGCGAUCACACUCGCGGAGAAUCUCGGCCGAUUGAAUGGCCCCAAGAUAUUGGCAUGUAAAACCAACUUGGUAAAACAGCCAACUAGAAAUUUGAACGUACAUGAACACAUUAGCUACAGUUUACUCAAUGAAGCCGGCGUGCCCACGCCGAAAUUCGGCGUCGCCAAGACCCCCGAUGAGGCGGCCAGACUCGCUGCCGACUUGAAGACGAAGGACAUCGUCCUGAAGGCUCAGGUCCUCGCUGGCGGCAGAGGAAAGGGACAUUUUAAAGGAACGAAUAUCAGCGGAGUGAAGAUGUGUGAAACUCCGGAAGAGGCCAAAUCAUUGGCGGGUCAAAUGCUCGGCAAACUGUUGAUCACGAAACAGACUGGCGAAGGUGGCAGGAUAUGCAACGCCGUGAUGGUCACACAGCGCAUGUUUCCCCGUAAAGAAUACUACCUUGCUGUUAUGAUGGAAAGAGCCUUUGGUGGUCCCGUCAUAAUAGCUUCCAGUCAAGGUGGAGUAAACAUCGAGGAAGUCGCAGCUACGAAUCCUACCGCUAUCAUGUACGAACCUAUUGACAUUAAUAAGGGAAUUACGAAGGAACAAGCGGAACGUAUAGUGACCAAGCUCGGCCUCGACAACGUAAAGGAUUACAUUUCCAAUAUAAUUAUAAAUCUUUACCAAAUGUUUCUUAAGAAGGAUGCUCUUCUUUUGGAAGUGAAUCCUCUCGCUGAGGACAUCAAUGGGAAUUAUUUCGCUCUGGACUGUAAGUGCCGAUUUGACGAUAACGCCGAGUUCAGACAAAAAGAACUAUUUAACCUGAGAGAUUGGUCUCAGGAAGAUCCUAAGGAAGUUGAAGCUGCAAAAUUUGACUUAAAUUAUAUCGCGCUCGAUGGUAAUAUAGGCUGCAUGGUAAACGGAGCUGGUUUAGCCAUGGCUACGAUGGAUAUCAUAAAGUUACAUGGUGGCGAACCGGCUAACUUUCUGGACGUGGGUGGUGGUGCAUCGACUUCGGCGGUGAAGGAAGCGUUUAAAAUUAUCACUUCUGAUUCACGCGUUCACGCUCUUUUAGUUAAUAUCUUUGGUGGUAUAAUGAGAUGCGAUGUUAUAGCGGAAGGUAUUAUCGCCGCGACUAAGGAAUUAAGUUUAAAAAUUCCUGUUGUCGUAAGAUUGCAGGGUACUAACGUAGAUGAAGCCAAGGCUUUGAUCGCGAACGCGGGAUUAAAAAUCGUACCAAUCGACGAUCUCGACGAGGCCGCCCGGGUCGCAGUGAAAUUAUCAACUAUUGUCAAAUUAGCUCAAUCUGAAAAUCUCAGUGUAAACUUCGAGAUACCUGCAAUUUCAUAGAUAGCAAAAACAAAAUAUAAUUGGUAUAAUAUUAUUAAGAAUAUUUUUGCCGAGAAUGUACUCGUUAAAAGAUUUCGAGAACAUCUGAAAGUAAUAACUACAGUAAUAACUUCGUAUGUAAUAAUAUUCUCGUCAAAGAGUAUAUACUCACACACGAUCUUUUGACUUUUUGUGUAAUAGACAGAAAAAGAGAACGAAAAAUAGAAAGGUCUUGGACACGUCUGUUUUAUGAUUGGUGGAUAUAAUAAAAUUUGAAGGACAGUAAACUAUUAAUGCAUUGUUAUGUAUGUAGGCGUAUUGGUAAACAAAUAUAAAUUAAAAUUUAAUAAUUAGGAAAAAUUUUUUUAAUUUUUACGCAUUUUAAAUUUUAGCAUUGACAUUUUUUUAAUUGUACACAAUUACUCUAACUAUAUCCGUAAAAUUAACAAAGAUAGUAAGUAAAUACUGGCAACAUUUAUAAAUGUUGCAGAAAAAUUUAAUUCUUUUUUUUAGAAGCAAUUCAUUUUCAUAAAAUUCUAAUUUAUACUUGUUUACUUACAUUAUAGAUAUAUUCACGGUACAUUUUCUCUUUAACACGGAUAUUUGUACGGAUAUUAAUACACAGAACUGUGCAAGAUUAUAGAAAUACUAUCGCUGAGGAUUCUGUGAAGUGUGACUUUCAGUAUUAAGAUUAACUUAUAUAUAUCUUAUCUUUGAACAAUUAUUGUAUGCAGACAUAUGUCCUAGAAUAUUCAAAGUAACUAACAAGAUGCUAUUAAAGACAAAAAAUAUAGAUGGCUAUUGAUAUGAAUAAAUAUGGAUAUAUCUGAAUAUCUCUAAAUUAACUUAUUGAAUUCAUAAUUUAUAUAAAUAACUAAACAUGUAAUAUAUAUGAUAUUAUAUGUUAUAUGUAUAUAUCGUGAAACUGCAUGUUUUUCGUAAUUAUCACUUGUAUGGAUUGUGUGCACACACAUCUAUGAAAUAACAAAACAAUAAUAAAUUAAUAUAUAUUAUGUCAUGAGCUAAUCGUCUAAAUUUUAACAGGUGAAUCCAUACAAGGCUGUCUUUAAUUAGUAUCUUGUUAGUGUCAAAGGUGAUGUGCACAUCCGUUCUUUAAAACGGAACCUUUCGCCAUUCACAUAGAAAACCGAAGUGGCGCAAGUAAAAGGCCUGUUCCAUAUAACAUAUGUAUGUAGCAAUAUAUAUGUAUACAUAAAUUAUUUUGCAUAAU
Molecule: messenger RNA, 4385 nt
Organism: Pogonomyrmex barbatus (red harvester ant)
Lineage: Eukaryota; Metazoa; Arthropoda; Insecta; Hymenoptera; Formicidae
Product: succinate--CoA ligase [ADP-forming] subunit beta, mitochondrial-like
Biological process (GO): succinyl-CoA metabolic process; tricarboxylic acid cycle
Cellular component (GO): succinate-CoA ligase complex; mitochondrion
Molecular function (GO): metal ion binding; succinate-CoA ligase (ADP-forming) activity; ATP binding
Source: RefSeq, a predicted model, not a curated record